This is a messenger RNA of Cuscuta campestris, 2962 nucleotides long. The record is from the annotation of a GenBank genome assembly. Lineage: Eukaryota; Viridiplantae; Streptophyta; Magnoliopsida; Solanales; Convolvulaceae.
AUGAGAGUAGGCUGACUAGCAACUUGUAGAGGAAGUUCGCUAGGCCGUACUGUUCAUUGGAAUUACGACCAAGUCCGUGACAAUUGGUAUCAGAGCACAAGGUUUGAAGGAAGAUGGAAGGUGGAAGUGAGACUACCCACGUGACCAAGGGAGGCGAGAAGAAGACCAAGACCCAGAGAUCUCGCUCAAGGGCGACCAUGGACGGUUUCGAGACAAGGCUAGCAAGGGUGGAACUUGCUAUCGCCAAUGGGGAGGAGAAGUUCAAGGAGGCCAUGGAAGAGUCUCAUAAGGUCGAGGUUUCUUCAAUACGAGAAGAGCUCGAGAGAGUCUCGCGCAAGUUAGAGAGCGCCGAGGAGGAGCUCGUGCUGUGCAAGAAGGCUCUUGCACAAGGUAGUCCAUCAACGUCCGAGGUAAGGGCUUCACCUUCCAAGUUAGAUAUUCCACGAUCCAAAUCCUACAAAGGGUCAAGGAAUGCGAAGGAACUUGAUAACUUCAUAUGGAGCAUGGAGCAAUAUUUCCGAGCUCUUGCCAUUUCCGAAGAAAAACGGAAAGUUGAUAUGGCAAGUCUCUUUCUUGAGGACACUGCCAUGGUGUGGUGGAGAAGGAGACAAGGAGAUAUGGAGAAAGGGACGUGCACCAUAGACACUUGGGCCGAGUUCAGGAGUGAACUCAAGAAACAGUUCUACCCUAGUAAUGUAGAAGAAAAGGCCCAGGGAAAGUUAAGGCGACUUCAACAUAAAGGAAGCAUACGGGAAUACGUGAAGGAGUUCACCGAGGUACUUCUUGAAAUCCCAGACUACCCUGAUAAAGAAGCUUUCUUUGCCUUUAUGGAUGGGUUGCAGCAAUGGGCUAGACUUGAGCUUCAAAGACGUGGGGCUCAAGACUUAACCACUGCCAUUUCAAUUUCCGAAUCCCUUAUCGAGUUCAAGAAGCCUGAAAAAUCAAAGCCAAAGGAUAAGGGCGGCAAGGGAAAAAGUGGGGGAGACCACCACCGAGGCAAAGAAACAACCGAGAAGACGAGGGUAUCCAAGGAGUACAAGGAUGGUGAGAGACCUCCACUAAAGUGCUUCUUUUGUGAGGGUCCUCAUCGGGAAAAGGAGUGCCCAAAAAAGGCAAAACUCUCGGCAUUGAUUGAAGAAAGGGAGGAGCAAGAACGUGAAGAGGAGAGGGUAGGAUCCCUACAACUCCUCAACGCAAUCAAGGCAAAGGUAGAGAUGCCGAAGACCGGCAAGAAGGGCCGAUUGUUCGUAGAAGCAAAGAUUGGAAGAUACACCGCGAAAGCUCUUGUAGACACGGGUGUUUCCAACAACUUUCUAAGAGAAGAAGAGGCAAGAAAGCUGGACAAUGAUUCCCAAGGAGAACGUGGCUGGCUCAAGGAAGUCAAUUCAAAGCCGAUGGCUACCUUUGGAGUUGCUCGAGAUGUCAAGGUAAGCUUACGAUAUUUGCACGGCCCAAUAAACUUCUCCGUUGUAACCAUGGACGAUUAUCCAAUUGUUUUGGGUAUGGAGUUCAUGGACAAAGUCAAGGCCAUUCCGAUCCCCUUCGCAAACACCAUGUGUAUCCUGGAAGAAGGCAACACUCGUCUAGUACCACUAGAGCGAGAAGCCCGACUCCGAGAAAAGCAUAUUUUGGCGAUGCAACUUUCCAAGGGUGUAAAGAAGCAGCAACCCAGGUAUCUCGUUGCCUUGAAGGAAGAAGAAGUCGCUCCACCUACCGAAGUUCUCCCAAGGAGUGUCGAUCUCGUCCUAGAGGACUUCAAGGACGUGAUGCCGCCCGAGUUGCCCAAGAAGUUGCCACCAAAGAGGGAGGUGGAUUAUAAGAUAGAGUUGGUACUUGGCAAGGGAAACGUUGUGGCCGACGCACUAAGCAGGAAGGCCGAACUUGCCUCCAUCACUAGUCCAAGUUUCCCUUUGGUGGAUCGUGUCAAGGAGGGACUAGAGCAAGAUCCGCAAGCCAAGAAUCUGAAGGAGUUGGCGAGUCAGGGGAAGACACGCUGGUUUUGGCUUGAAGACGGGGUGCUCAUCACCAAAGGAAAUCGAGUAUAUAUUCCGAAGUGGCAAGGCUUAAAGAAGGAGAUCAUCAAGGAGUGCCAUGACUCGAGCAAGUAUGGGGUGUUCAUACCAGUCCAAACCAAGUUCACCGCCGAGGAUGCUGCUAGGCUGUUUUUCAAGUACGUGGUGAAGUAUUGGGGAAUCCCGAAGACUAUAACCGAUGGCCAGACCGAGAGGGUGAAUGCUCUACUUGAGUUAUACUUGAGGCACUAUGUAAGUGCCAACCAGAAGGAUUGGACCAAGUUCUUGGACAUCGCCCAAUUUUCAUACAACUUGCAGAAGAGUGAAUCAACUAGGGCAAGUCCGUUCGAGUUAGCCACGGGACAACAACCGUUAACUCCACACACUUUAGCGAUCGGCUACAAAGGACCAAGUCCUUCGGCUUUCAAAUUUGCUAAGGGUUGGCAUGAGCAAACCGACAUAGCAAGGGCUUACUUACCGAAAGCUGCGAAGAAGAUGAAGAGGUGGGCCGACGCUAGGAGAAGACACUUAGAGUUUGAGGAAGGUGACUUAGUGAUGGUGAAGCUCCUUCCUCAUCAAAGCCGACGGUUUGCCAAGGUACAUAAAGGGCUAGUAAGGCGCUAUGAGGGGCCUUUUCCUAUCGAGAGGUGUAUUGGUAAGCUAGCCUAUCGCUUGACUUUACCUUCACACUUGGAGAUGCAUCUCGUUUUUCAUGUGAGCCUGCUUAAACCAUUCAACGAGGAUAAGGAUGAUCCAAGUCGAGGUGAGUCAAAAAGAGCACCUACAGCUAUAACUAUGGUGCCAAGAUGAGAAGUUGAAGAGAUUCUUGCACACCGAGUUAUACCGAGACGGGGGAGCCACCCAAGUUAUACUGAGUACUUUGUCAGAUGGAAAGGAUCUCACGAUAGUGAGGCGAGUUGGGGAACAUGAGCUUGCUUUAUGGGAUUAUA